Molecule: messenger RNA, 9122 nt
Organism: Amphiprion ocellaris (clown anemonefish)
Lineage: Eukaryota; Metazoa; Chordata; Actinopteri; Pomacentridae
Exons: 2
Coding region: 450-8618 (2722 amino acids)
Cellular component (GO): nucleoplasm
Source: RefSeq, a predicted model, not a curated record
CAAGCCCCAGUUUGCAGAAGAAAAAAGAUCCAGGUUAGGUGCAGUAAGUGCUUUCCCGGCUACCAGCUCUGAAGGGAGGGGCAGAAAUGGAGAUGAGAGUAUUAGAGGAUGCAAUGUGUCCAAGUGAGAUGCCCCUCUUUGCUUUUUCUAUUCAAGUCUGAUGUAUGGCAGUGCCUUUUACAUUCUGAAGUUGUCUAGUCAGUGUGGCUCUGGCAGACUGAGCUGCAGGGAGCUGCUCAGCCCUGGAUUCAGCACACAGGUCCUGUCAGCUCGGAGGGUUUUGUGGAUUUAAGAGUUUGUUGGAUGAGAGGCAGAUAUUACAAAACAGAGGAACUCCAUGUGCUUGGGAAAGCUUCAUCAGUGGCCAAAGUCCAGGAACAGAGCCCAGAGCAGACUAAAGGAGCAGACUGGACUGGCUACAGUGAGAAUUUGGAGCUUGUGGACUAGCGAUGGACAGCUGGACUCUCCAGGGGGACAGCUACUCCUUCCUGCGCAGUGCGCCCCGCACCUUUUCCCUGUGCCAUCGUGACGGCACCCCCAACCACGUUGAACUCUUCGACAUCAUCAACGUCCCUACUCAGCGCAGCGCCAUCUCUGAAACUACUUGCCUUUGUGACAUUUUUGGAGACGACGGUGAGUCGCCGUCCCUCUCGAGCAGCCCUGCUGUAGGGGCUUUUGUCCCUUCCCAGAGGGAAGUGGAAGGGACAGCUGCUGCAUCACCCCCGGUGGAUGAUCUGAACGACUCCUCAGGCUCUUACCACACUGCACACGGCUCCAGCGAAGGAGAGGAGGGCUUUGAAGAUUCAGGAGAAAGAGUUUACAGCCCUCCGCUGCAGAGCGAGCCUUCAGAGAGGAGGUUUUCAGAGGGCAAGUGGCUGAGCUCCGGACAUCCAGAGGUUUCUGAGAAUAGCAGCCCAGACUUAGAACCAGAAAGCAAAUCACCUAUACCUCAGCCUAGCAUUGCUAGCUCAUCAUCUCAAGUCCUGAACACUGAUGAGAGAACCCCCUCUCCUGGACAUAACAGCCCCUAUACCCUCAGUCCAGAGGGAAGACUGUCAUCCUUGUCCUCCUCCUCCGCUGAACAAAGACGUUCACUAUCAUCACCCGAUCCAAAACAAGCACAUUUAGAAGCUGAACCAAGGAGAAUAACUCCUUCAUUCUCAGAGAGACAUAGCAGUCACUCACAUCAGUCUGUAAGUCCCAGUCCCUCCCUUGAGCUUAGACACCGUGUCAGCUCAUCCUCCUCUGAAUCAGUGAACACCAAAUUUUUACCUGAGUCACAAACAGCACAGAACCUGCCUGAGCCAGGAGUCAAUCACGUAAAUCAAAACAUCAGUCCGUCACCUGAAACCUUUCCUCAGGAUUUUACAGAAUCAGCCUUUGAAUCCAGAACCAUCCUUUCAUCUCCUUUACAUUCACCCAGUGGUGCAGAGUCAUUUUCCCAGUCAAGAGAAACACCAGUCUCCCCUGAGCUCAGCUCCUCCUUCACCGACACUCAGGCAUCUUCUCCUUUCUCUGAGCUAAGAGGGAGGGUCUCUUUACCUGAUCUCUUUAGUAGAGGCUCCACACCUGAAAUAACAGAUUGUACAGACACCCCUGAGCUGAUUUCAGAUCUGUCCACUGCAAGAAGAGACACUGCAACUACUCCUGAGAGCCAAGAUACAAGGUUAUCACUUGAACCAGACAGUGCUGUUUCUUCACCUGCCCCACGAUACACACCUCCCUCACCUGUCAUCUCAACAGUAGCUUCUCCUGAAGUUGUGGAGAGCACUGUUUCACCUGAAUUAAGAAACACAGCUCUCUCACCUGGCCUGCUUUCUGCUGCCUGUCCAGCCAGAACUGGUUCAAGAACCCCCUCUCCUGACCCAUCAGCUAAAAUAAGACGCAAUUCAACAUUUUCUGAACCCAAGAGCCAGGUCCCUUCACCUGUAGUGACUUAUAGUUUAUCUCCAUCACCUGGAAUAAGGGACAACUACUCUCCCAUAGAGCACAGAUAUACUGCUCCAUCACCUGAAAUCAGGAUUAUAGCAUCCUCACCUGAAAUCAGCAGGAAAGAGCGAUCCUCUGAAGUGGAGACAACAUCAGCUUCUCCUUUCCUCGAGCCUCACUUUGAGUCUGUCUCAUCAAGGAGCCUCGCCUCCUCCCCUCAUAUCACAGAUAUUUCUUAUUCUGUCGUUCAGCCCGAGGACAGGAACUCUCCCCCAUUCCCUGAACUCUCUCAUCUCUCCAGCCCAGAGCCAGAUAGGACACGUAUGUCCUCUGAAGCGAGAAGCCUUACUCCAAGCAGAGAAAGUAUACAGAGCAGUAUAACAGAGUCCACUGGUACACCACGAGACUCACCUCACAUAUCAGGCUUUGCAAACUCUGUCCCAGUGUCGGAACUAACUCAACAAGCCAGGUACCAAACGCCUUCACCUCAGCCAGAUCAUCACACCCCCUCACCUGAGCCGAGAUAUCAAAGCCUGUCACCUGACAAAUAUCAAAGUCCUUCACCUCAGCACAGAGGUAGAGAUCUAUCACCUGUUGCCUCAGUUCCUGAGCAGAGGUAUCAGCAUUCACUAGCAACACUCUGCACAGAGUACAACCCUCAGUAUACACAGCCUGCUCCUCCUGAAAGAAUCACACCAGAGGUUGAAAGGGAUUCCUGUUCAGUUGACACUACAGCACCGUCUCCAACUCAUUGGCCAAAAGACGGUGUGUCACCCUCAUUCGAAUUAGACAGGAAAGACGAAUCACUUGUUGCCGAAAUCAAAAGCAUUUCACCAGCAGUGGCAGGUCAUUCACCUGUAUCUAAAUCGCUUGUCGUAACUGAGGAAAAGGUAGACAGUUCACUGAAACAUCAAAGCACAGAGAGAGAAGAAACACCGAAGGAAGUAAACCUUCAACAUAAAUUGAGUGUAGUUUCCUUCUCUGACGAAAGUCAAGACAUUACUCCCCCCUUUUGUCAGAGAGAAGACUAUUAUAAUAAUCCUGCCAUUGAAACCAAAUCUCUGUCUCCUAAUCUUAUAGCAUAUAAGGACAAGAGUCCAAACAUUUCACCUGUCAACAGGGCGACAUCCAACUCACCUGUGCAGACACUUCAAAACCCCCAACCUCAGUUCACCUCUUAUUCUCUCUCUUCUGAAAGCAGUAGCUCAUUAAAGUCAACUUGCACACCCGCAAACUCGAGAAGACAGCUGUUGAACAAAGUUAGAGGUGAAAACAGAGAGACGUUCACAGAGGACAUGUCCCGCCGCAUACACGGAAGGCGAACUCCGUCUCCGCCACUCACCAGGUUCACACCUGUCCACAUCAUCGCCCCGGAGAAGCCAUACAGACAGUGGCAAAACAGAAGCCGGAGCCCCUCUCAGGUUGUAGCAUCCUCACCGGGUGGUAAUCUAAAGAACGCAGUGACAAAUAGGGAAAGCCCCGACGUUGCCCCUGUUGACAAUAAUAGCCAGGCCCACUGGGUGAGGCGGGGAAGGCAACUGGAGAUGGAGAGGGAAAUGCAGCUGGAGCAGGAGAGAGAGGUAGGUAGGGGGAGGCAAAUGGACAGGGAGGUGGAAAGAGAGAGAAAGAGGGAGGAGCGGGAAAGGGGGGAGGGUUGGCAGGGGGACGCCAGUUACAGAGGGGAACAGGUUGAGCUGUCAUUCAGUGCCAGGAAUAGAAAAGGACCUGCGAGUCGCAGUGCAGCUUCCACAAGCAGAGAGACCUGUCAGGGAUUGCCAACGGUGCAUUCCUACUCAGAGAGUUUGCUCGCCGCAAGACAACUACAGCAACAACAGAGUCUGCUUAGGCUUGCUUCUCAACAAGAGGCCAGGGGUGGUAGCGCUGUCAGACGGCUUCAACCUCCAGUACCUCACAAGAAGAGCAGCGCUCCUGGACGCGUGGCCUCAAACAGGCCUGGCAGGAGUUCCAGCUCCAGUAUGGGAAGCGAACUUGAUGAGGCAGACAAUGAGGUGAAGUGGUUCACAGACUUGGCUUUCCAAAGCCUGUCCAGUCCUGAAGUAGAUUACCUGGACAUGUACAACUCCAGCCACCGCUCAUCUACAAACAUUUCUCAGCCAUCUACCCAGGAGAGCCCAGCGGGCAUCAAUGCUGCCUGGCUGGCGUACGCUGACUUCAGGGGCUCUGCACCAAAGUUGGACCACGAUGAGCUCUCCUUCCAGCACCCAUAUGCUUACUACUCAGAUGGCCUGGAUCCAUCUAGGCGCUAUGAGCUGGGCAGCUUUGAAUGUGUGGAUGUGGCUGUGGAAAGAGAGGACUCCAGGAAGGUGAGGAAAGGAGUGCCAAAGAGACAGAUCCAGCUGAAAAGAAAAAGCAACACUGAAGGGAAGCAGGAUGAGAGCAGCGAAAAUAGCAGUCCUGGACUACCAGCGAUGGGGGAAAGCCCCUCUCAGGAGAGUCCCUCCAGAGGGACUUUUUUGAGACAACACAGUACACCAGCAGCAAUGCAAGAUUGCUACCCUGCAGAGCGCAGCCUCGAGCCCAGUCAGCAAAAAGAAAGAAAAUCAAAACUCCAGAAAUCUGCUUCUAUGGAUGAGACAUGUACUAAAACCAAGAUGGCUACUUGCCUCAUUAAGAGUGUGCUGUCCAAGAAGAUGCAAGGUGCUGAUAAGCAGCCUGAGGAGCAAACAGGCGAAGAAGCAAGACCCUGUUUUGAGGACAACAGCCCACCAACAGAGAGUGCAGUGGCGCCACUUAAAGAGUCCCCAAAAUCUGAUGCACAUAGUCUGAGUACCAGUCUUCAGUCAGAUUAUAGUCUUUCAUCUGAGGGUCUGUCUCUGAGAGGGGAAGCAAGCACAAAGGAUGAAGCCAAACCACCCAAAAGCUUUGGAGGGAAAUCGAGUAACAGGCCCGGUUCAUCCAGCAGCAGCAGAAGUGUUAACUUUUCACUGACUGACAGCGAGGAGGCGGAUUCUCAAAGCAGGACUGCAACCUCAUUAAAAUCGGAAAUGAAAUCAGAAUUGAAAGUGCCAUUUGAUAGCAAACAGACUGGAGCACAGCGAGCAGAUGAAAGUAAAAGACAGGAAAGGGAGGCUGGUGACUCAUCAAAUGCCACUGCUGGGAACACAGGAACGCCUUCUGCCACUGGAGCCAACAACACACAGGUCAGGAUGACAAACAGAGACCAGGAAUGUGCAAACACAGAGGACCAUAAACAAGUGCAACAUGGUGACAAGGGCGCCUACAUGUCAAAAACACAGGAGAUUACACUGAAAGCUGCGGAGAAAAAGAAAGCUUCCCUAAACGUCUGUCUCACACCUGAGGCAGAAAACAAACCUGAAGCUUCAACAGAAAUGUCUCUCAGAGAAAAGGAGGAAAAGAUAGAAACCAGUGUAGCUGAGAAGACAGAGGAAGAAAGAAAUGAAAAUAAUAAAGUUAAGGCCCCCAUUCACAAAGUCAGAGAUGUGAGGAGGCUUGUGAAAAAUAAAUAUAAUCUGUCCUUCAAGGCAGCUAGUGCUGUAAUGCCAUCAAAUGUGAAUAAAGAAAGGAUGGACAGUUUUAAUGAGGAAAGGAGGGAGGAGGUCCUAACUGGAGAGGAGAGGGAUGUAAGGCACGAGAUAAAGAGGGAGGAGAAGAGGGAGGAAAGAGAAGAGGCAUUUUGGGUGGAGAGAAAAGAGGAGCAGAAAGAGGAAAUGAAAGAUUCAAAGAUGCAAACCUUAACUCCACCUCCUCAGAGCAAAGGAAAAUCUCCAUCUGGGCCUCAGCCAAUGCAAAUAGAAUACAAAGCUGUUUGCUGGAAAGAAGACAAAAAUAAAAUGUCAGACGUCAAGAAAGACUCAGAGAAGCCAGAUGACAUACCCCAGGCUUCUUCAAAGCCUGUCACUGAGCCAAGCAGGGAGUCUCUGGGUGUAAACACAGCAAAUUCCACAAAAGGAGAGACAGUAACUGUCAAGACCUGUGAACACGAUGUAAACAUCACAACAGAAACACAUGAGACUAUCACAGAAAUCCAUAAAGUGGCAGACAGUGAGGAGAAAGCUGCGCUGGUUAAAACAGACAGAAAACCUCCAAUGCUCGGAAGCCUCCCUAAAAUGCCCAGCAAGGAAAGAGAGGUGUCCACUGCUGUCGUGUUAAUAAGGGAGGGAUCGAGCAGGACCAAGACAUCUGUAUCUCCAGCCCAGGAAGAGAUUCAUUCUCCAAUCCAAGCUCCGGCUGCUUCGCUCUCACCUAGGCCUCCUGGGAGCGGUGGCCACUCAGUUUCCAUGUUGUUAAAGGAAAAAGGCUACCAAGCUGACAUUGGAUCAGUGGUAGGUGACAACCAGAACACAGCAGGAGGUAAAGGAGUUCCCCACAAGCAUGUAAACUGUCUGGAGAUCCCCCUUCAGACCAUCACCCCUCCAGAUGCAGGUCGGACCGAGUCUCAAAGAGAGAGGACGUUCUCCUCCUCAUCUGCCACCUCUGGCCCCUCAGCAAUGACUGACAACACGGACACCCUCACAAAGACAAGAGAAGAUGAAGGAGUCGACAUUAAACCUGCAGGAAAAGACACAGCAAAGCAAAAAAGCUUUUCUCCACUCAGGAAUACACAGGAGCAAACGCCACCUCUCACCAAACAGAAAGAGCUGGGAGAUUUUGAAGCAGUGAAACGAAUAGAUCCAACUUUCCCCCCGAGAUCCCCUGCAGUAAGGAGAUUCAAACCACAGCCAAUUGAGGUUAAAUCACUAUCUAAAGAACCGCAAAAACAAGAGAUAGCCACAAAGCCUGCAGCGACCAACAGGCCGCAAACAAUUGAAGUUAAAUCCAUUGCUAAAAAUUCUCAAAAGCCAGCUGUGCCUCCAAAACCAAGCUGCAAAUUUAAACCUGCAGAUUUAGGAGCAGACGCACAGCGAUCAUCAGCAACAACUGCAAAGCCACAAGGAGAGGAGAGGUCCCACACUAUUGUAGUGAGUUCACCAACAAUCUACAGGAAGAUUUCCAGUGAGUCUACAUUAGCAUCAAACUACUCUAGAAAACUAGCUGUAUCUGCAGUGUCCAGCCUCAAACCUCCACCAAACAAAACAACAGCAACCACCAUCUCCAGCCUCUCAAACCAGUCAACAGAGCAAUCAGAAACAGAGGCAACUAAUGACAGAACUCAGCAACAGCAACCUACUGCCUCUUCACAGAGCUCCAGAUAUGCGCAAAAACCUGUAACAGUCCCAACAUCAGCUCCUGGCUCAGGUGUAACUUCAGCUCCAGGUCCCGUUUCUGACCCAAAACCAAACCAGAUCCCUGGACCUGCCUCAGCCGGAGUCACCCAGACAAGCCAGCCAGCUGCUGUGGAUCCAGACAGCCAACAGGAGUGUCCCAGGCCGACAUACCUUCACGAACAAGCUAUGCCGGUGACUUCAAACAACACCAAACAACCCAUGGCUGUUUCCACAGCACAAGCACCAAGAUACUCACGCCAGCCCUGCCACAGAUCUCUCUCCAGCGAACGUUCCCAAAGGACAGAUGACCUGCAUUUCUACGCCUCGGACGACCCUCCAAGCUACGAUGAAAGAGAGAGCUUCAGCCCACUCCUGCUUCCAGAUUUGAUGCCCCUGAGGUCAAAUCACUAUCAGCCCACCUCCCGCCCUCCUCCCUGCUCCUGCACAGCUGGCUGCCCAUCUCAUCCCGGCCUCACCCCUCCUCACCGUCACCGCAGCCCCCAUAACCUCACCCCGCCUGCAGCUCCACACUCUCCGGGCCAAACGCUGCCUUAUGCAGUGCAGCAGCCCCCUCUCCGUCCCCACCAGUGCAGACCUGAACCUCAGCCAAUGAGCUACCAGCCCAGCUCCCCCAAAUCAAACACUCUCGGUCAAAGCCAGCCACCGAGCAUGUACCAGCCGCUCCACCAGUCUGCCCCCUGCCCUCCCCAUCCCUCCCUCAUGCAGGCCUGCUCUGCCGAUCGCCCACUGCAGCCACCCCAGCACAUUGACCCCCGACGGCCCCCUGUCCACAGAUCCCCCCACCAGCAGCCACCAGGCAUGGCCGGGGCUCCCUACAGCGAUCCUGCUCACAGCCACUCUCCUGGCCUUCCUCCCAUGGAUCCUCAGUACCUGUGUGGCCCUCAAGGCAUGGGACCUGCCUAUGGCUCUGAAUAUGGAGGUGAUAGCUCCAGUUUGUACUCAGAGAGCAGCUACGGUCAAACACCUCGCAGAGUGCUCAUGGAUCCUGAAACAGGGAAGUACUUUUACAUCGAGGUGCCUGUGCAGCCACUGAGAAAAAUGCUGUUUGACCCAGAGACUGGUCAGUAUGUGGAAGUGCUCAUCCCUCAGCAAGCGAUGUCACAUUCAGGCCUGUAUCCUCCAUCAGCGGCACCCUACCCUCCUCUCCACAACCCCAACAUGUACGCCCCUGCUCCACAGUACAUGCCCUAUGCUGCUCCUCCUCCCCCAGCCCACCCCCAGUCUCAGUCCCAGCCACCCCGGUAUCCGGAGGCCUCUGCUGCAGCAACGAUGCACCCGAGCGGGCCUGGGGUUAGCUACAGGAAUCCCGCUGGUCACGGGUCCAAGCCAGAGCCCCCAAACCACCCACCACUGGACCACAGCUACCUGGAGAGUAUAUAUUAUGUCCCUACAGGGAUGAAUGCGAGCCCCAAUCCCACCCCACCAGACUAUUACCACAAGCAUCCCCCUAACUUGCCCCCAACAGGGGGGAAAAGGUCCUGAAAUAGAGGGUAGAGGCCGCCUUCCUGGAGCCUGUUGGGUUUAAAAUACACAGUGUAUAAAGGGGGUGUGUAAUAUUAGCCUGUAAUGUUAUUUGAGUUUUCACAUCGCAACUGAAGACAGCAAUUCUUUGGUUGUUGUUUAUUUGCUGCUGACGUUCUGUGCUAAAGCUGCUUUGAGAAUGUAUGAUUCUUGUGUUAAUAGAAAGUAGGCCUUCAUAACAUUAUUACUAUUUUCAUCACCAUAUUUUUUAUAUAUAUAUAUGAUAAGAGAAUCAUAUUUUGAUGUCAUCAGUAAUGCACAGGCACUAUGAAUCAGUACGUUUACUGAUUUUCUGAUGUGUGUACCUUCUCAACAAAUAUCUAAAAAAAAACAACUUGAAAAUACCGUUUUAAAAGAACCUCAUAUUUAUUUUAUUGUCGUGUUUCUCUAAUACUGGAUGAGUGAGUUUGAGCACGUGAUGUCUGCAACACAAUGCAAAAGUGCUAAUAAAAUUUCACACAUGCA